Messenger RNA from Pipistrellus nathusii (Nathusius's pipistrelle), 492 nucleotides. NCBI's taxonomy places the organism in Eukaryota, Metazoa, Chordata, Mammalia, Chiroptera, Vespertilionidae. The record is from the annotation of a GenBank genome assembly.
AUGGAAGCCAGGGGCUGGGCUCCCAGAAGGCAGUUGUGUCCACCUAGGAUCCUGCUGCUGGCUGUUGCUUCUUUGCUAAGCUGCCUACUCACCUGCGGCCAAGCCAAGGUCUACAGUCGCUGUGAGCUGUUCCGAGUGCUCAAGAAUUUCGGCCUGGAGGGAUACCGCGGCCACAGCCUGGCUGACUGGCUUUGUCUUGCUUAUUACACAAGCGGCUUUGAUUCAUCUGCUGUAGACCAUGAAGCUGAUGGAAGCACCAACAAUGGCAUCUUCCAGAUCAACAGUCGGAAGUGGUGCAAAACUCUCAAGGAAUUCAGCAGGAAGGGAUGCAAUAUGUACUGCACCGAGUUAUUGGAUGCUGACCUCAAGAAUGCUGUUAUCUGUGCCAUGAAAAUAAGUCAACAGCCCCAGGGGCUGGGCAGCUGGGAGGCCUGGAAGAAUCACUGCCUGGGCAAGGACCUCAGCGACUGGGUGGACGGCUGUACCUUCUAG